Messenger RNA from Pelodiscus sinensis (Chinese soft-shelled turtle), 3069 nucleotides. Lineage: Eukaryota; Metazoa; Chordata; Testudines; Trionychidae. The record is from RefSeq and is a predicted model, not a curated record.
AAAGUUUUUCCUGUUACAGACGCAUUCGGCUACCCCCUGAAACUUUUGCAAACAGAGGCGGGUCCCUUACCGAGAGAGACUCCCGGCUUUGGCUAUGUAGAAAAGUUGUCUGUUUAACUUAAAUUGGUGCUUAAAAUGAUAGUUAAACUGCUGCCUGACACUUCAGUUUGAGGCUGUUGCCAAACAGCUUUAGUAAGUAAAGACUGGAGAAGGUAGCAAACAAAUAUUGUCGCUCUUAUUUAAGAAUGGCUCUGGACCCGGUGAUUGCAGACUGGGUCAUGGAAUUUGUGCCUCCGUUUCUACGUGUCAUACAGCCUGAAGAGAUGUGGCUUUAUAAAAACCCAUACAGAGAAGCUGAUCACGUACCCACCAAGCCCAAAUUCCUCAUGAAGGUCGACCGCAGAGACACACAGGAGGCCUGUUUGGCUGCCAGCCUCGCCCUUGCCCUGAACGGGGUCUUCACAAAUGCUGUGAAACUCGUCGUGGGCAGGCCACGGCCGGAUUUCUUCUACCGCUGCUUCCCGGACGGAGUGGCCAACGCCGAGCUGGUGUGCACUGGCGACCCGACCGUGGUGACUGAGGGACGCAAGAGCUUCCCGAGCGGGCAUUCCUCCUUUGCCUUCGCUGGCCUGGCCUUCUCCGCCUUCUACCUGGCAGGAAAGCUGCACUGCUUUGCCCCCAGCGGGCGCGGAAAGUCCUGGCGCCUCUGUGCCUUCCUGUGCCCCCUGCUGGGUGCCCUCCUCGUCGCUCUGUCCCGCACCUGCGACUACAAACACCACUGGCAAGAUGUGCUGGCCGGCUCCGUGAUUGGUGCCACGUUUGCGUACCUGUGCUACCGGCAGCAUUACCCGCCCCUGACUGACCCCGAGUGCCACAAGCCGUGGCCGUCCAAACCAGCAGCAGCCCAGGAGCUAACACGGACCAGCUCCAGCUUCUGCCUGGACGUCUGAUGAUGGGAUCCACGUUGCAGGCAACGGCCCGGCCUUGCUUCAGCCUCAGGGCAGGGUGCGGCUCGGGGACCAAGGCUCUCGGCCUGCUGGGCGAGGUAGUGGAGUAAUUGCUUCCCCUGUGGAUGUGGUCAGCGGGGCUGCUCUGUCAGGCCAGCCCCGGGGAAGCUGCAGAAGUGAUCCUGCUGCUGCAGGAGGGAGGGGACAGGCUGCCUGGCUUGGGGUGAGUCCGGUGGCCACCCUGGCUGGUGCAGGAAUGAGCAGGGCAGUCAGCCCUCUCCCGGCGAGCUCACAGGAAGAGCCUUUUACCGUCCCUGCUGUGUGUGCGAGUCCCCAGCCCUGCGCGUGUGCGUUUCCAGGUGGCCCAGGGUGGGCACAGUACGUGCGGCUUGGUCCAACAGGGGGUCUGCCCCAGCAGGCCCUGAGUUGUUUUCCUGGGGAGGCACCAUGGUGGGUUUGCUCCCCCCCUUUUGUAAAUACUUUCCCGGCUGGAACCUGGCCCUCAGUCACACACAGGAUCGCUGGGUCUUCCUCAGCGCCUGCGUUCCCACCUCCUCCUGUGGCAAGGCCAAGAUCAGCCCCGUCAGGCCAGGACGCCAUCGGCCGGGCAUGACCGCCUUGUACCACAAGGGCAUUUCGCCUGUGGCCCCCUUGCAAAGAGUAACGGCUGACCUGAGGGGUGGGAGAAGACACUGAAGUGUUUCAGGGCUUGUCUCCACUUACCAGAUCGAUCUUCCGGGGUUUGAUCUAACAGGCCUAGUAAAGACCUGCCAAAUCAACCACCGAUGGUGCCUUGGGACAGCAUGCAACGGGGUUGCAAGGAGUAAGAGAAGUUGAAGGGAGAGUUUCUCCCAGCUACCUCCUUCUGCGGGGAUGCCGUGGGCACUCUACCUAAGGCACGUUGACUCCAGCUAUGCUAUUCCUGUCGCUGAAGUUGCGUAUCUCAGGUCGACUUUCUCCCCUCUGGCCUUACAUUCACUGUCAGCCUGGAAGAACAGGGCAGUGAGAUGGUGUGAUCCAUGGGCUUACUGCUUGUAAGGGGGCAGGUGUUGCUCCAGCUGUAACUGCAGCAUCUUUCUGUGUAGGAUGUUUCCCUGUGGACCUACUGAGCAAUCUGCAUUCCUGUUUCAUAGGAAAUACGUUAAUUUCAAACGCACUUUACACUGUGGUUGGAAAAAACACACAGUCCUUCAACUGCUGAUUGAGCCAUGCUAAGUCCUGGGGCAUGCGUACUGUACUGCCUGUUAAUCCAGAGUACUCAAGAGUCUGGACUCAGCCUUGUUGAAGUUUUUGGCAAGCUUGGGAAACCAACAUAGUACGGGAAUCACGUCACUUACUGGGUUGCUUACUGUCAAAUAAAGAGCUGGUUUUAAUUUGGUGAAACAAGCGAGAUUCCAUUUUGGCCCUAAAGACCAUCAGUCUUGAUGCAGCCGGCUCAUUUUACAUUGAGUAGGUCCAGUUUUGCCUGCCCUUGAUUAGCCGUUCUAGGUACGGGGUUUGCACCAAGAACAGAUGAGUCAGUAGCAAAUGACAUUUGUGUCUUCACAAAGGUUGAAAGAGGGACUGGUAAGGCAAGUGUGCUCUGACACAGGGUUUGGUUCUGUUGAAGGCUCCAGCUGUCUGAAAUCUCACCAUACAAGAAAGCAGCAGUCAUUUCUUUACAGUAACCUUCAAAAGUGCCAGCUGGACGCCACUGCUUGGCCUGUUUCAGACACAGCUGAAGGACGUACCAAGCGGGGGGGUGAGGCUUCUUUUAGAAUUGGGCAUCUCCUUGUUCUCUGCUCCUGAGGACUGGAGCAAGAUGGGAAAAGAGGCUGAAUUGUGGGCGUUUUUGAAAAACUCUUAUCCUGACAGCACAUGCUCUCCUGCUGUAAGGCAGGCGCUCUGCCUAAGGAGACCUGUCUAGUUGGUGCUGCUGCUUAGAUCUGUUUCUCCUAUGACACCUGGCCGCCAACGGCUCCUCCUGGGAAUUACACCUGCUGUACUUUGCCAUGGAGGUAGGUCCCAAAACAGUAAGUUCUCAGACUCCUGCCCCUCCCCCACAAACAGCCACUGCCGCCAGAGAUUUACGGCUGUAUUGACGGGAAAAAGACAUUAAAUAACAGUUUUAAAUGUAUUGAAA